AUGUCGCUCAAGUCAGACCUCACCGUGGACGCGUCCAAGUUCGAGCGCAAGCUUGCAGACAAACAAACCGAGGAGUUCAAUGAGAAGCUGAUUAAGAUCUGGGCAGAUGGGCCAAGAUGGUAUGAAGUUGGCGCAGAAGAGUACCGUAGGCUUCGAUGGGAAGGCAAGACACCACUACCCAAGCCCGUUGUGCUGCCAGAGGGAAUCAACGGAACGAUACCGUCGCGCGAAGCCGGGCGCGAGAUCCCGUAUCGCGUGUUCAAGCCUGCGGGCGGCGUGAGCAAAGGCAUCCAUCUGCACAUCCACGGCGGAGGCUGGGUGCUGCAAUCCGAGCACUACCAGGACACUUAUCUCAAGUACAUGGCCGACCACUACGAGCUGACAGUCUUCUCGGUCGGCUACAGACUCGCGCCCGAGCACCCGUGGCCCGCAGGCGGAGAGGACUGCUACGACGCAGCGGAAUGGCUCUCCGCCGGCGGCCACCUCGCGUGCCUCGUAGCCUUCCACCUACUCGAAACAAAGCCCAGCUUCGCGUUCCGCGGGCUGCUGCUGCACUUUGGCUGCUACGACCUUUCGGGCUUCCUCCCGCACGUCGCGCACCACGAGAAGCACCUCGUGAUCGACCACGACGUCAUGUCCGCCUACAUCGCAGCGCUGCUGCCCAACACAACCAUGGAGCAGCGGCGCGACCCGUCCAUUUCGCCGUUCUUCAAGGACGUGCGCGGACUGAAUCUGCCGCCGGCGCUGUUCACGUGCGGCAGCGAGGAUCCGCUGCUCGAUGAUACAGUGUUUAUGGGCGCGAAGUGGAUGAUGUGGGGGAAUGAGGCGGUGGUCAAGAUUUAUAAUGGUGCCCCGCACGGGUUCAUUGGGAAUCCGGUUGGGACUAUUAGGAGUGUGGAGGAGGGGUUGCUGGAUAGCGUUGCGUUUGUGAAGGCGAAGAUGAAGAUGGGGCAGUGA
This is a messenger RNA of Didymella exigua CBS 183.55, 957 nucleotides long. Its product is annotated as alpha/beta-hydrolase. The record is from RefSeq and is a predicted model, not a curated record. NCBI's taxonomy places the organism in Eukaryota, Fungi, Ascomycota, Dothideomycetes, Pleosporales, Didymellaceae. The coding region runs from base 1 to 957 and encodes 318 amino acids. Gene Ontology annotation, molecular function: hydrolase activity. The transcript is spliced from 4 exons.